This is a messenger RNA of Olea europaea var. sylvestris, 1465 nucleotides long. RefSeq names its product protein MET1, chloroplastic-like. The transcript is spliced from 7 exons. Lineage: Eukaryota; Viridiplantae; Streptophyta; Magnoliopsida; Lamiales; Oleaceae. Gene Ontology annotation, molecular function: protein binding. Bases 174 to 1166 code for a protein of 330 amino acids. The record is from RefSeq and is a predicted model, not a curated record.
CGAUUUCCAAAGUGCCACGUGGAAGCAUAAAAUUGAAGGGCUUAUUAGAGCCGCUAGUCACUCUUCCUCCUGUAAUCUCUUUGGAACUGCAACACCAGAAAUCAGCAUGAAGCUCAAUUAAUCAUUCGUUUCUUCAACUUCGUGAUCGACAGAGCUACAAUUCAUUGAUAACUAUGGCGCCUGUGGCUUCUCUAUGUUCUUCAUCUCCAUCUUUGCUCAGAAAUGGAAAUACUAGAGUCACAGCCAUGGCUAAGCACACCCCAUUAGCUUUCUGCUCUUUACUGAAGAUCAAUCAGAAGAACAAUGUUGUUUUUCAUCCAUUGUUUAACGCUACUAAUAGUUCGAGCAGUUUGAUUUUUAAAGCUUCCGAAACAGAGACUGAAGAGACCUCAGAAUCAGAAGAGGAAAAAUAUGAAGAGUAUGAAGUUGAAAUUGUGCAGCCCUACGGAUUGAGAUUUGCCAAGGGUAGAGAUGGUGGGACUUACAUUGAUGCCAUUGCACCUGGUGGUUCAGCUGAUCAAACUGGGCAGUUCACUGUUGGGGACAAAGUGCUUGCCACAAGUGCAGUUUUUGGUGAAGAAAUAUGGCCUGCGGCUGAAUAUGGAAGAACCAUGUAUACCAUUCGACAAAGAAUUGGUCCACUACUCAUGAAAAUGCAGAAGAGAUAUGGAAAGGUGGAUACUGGUGGCGAGUUGACUGAAAAGGAAGUUAUCAGAAAUGAGAGGAACUCUGGUGUUAUCAGUGGCAGAGUGAGAGAAAUUCAAAUGCAAAAUUACCUUAGGAAAAAAGAGCAGAAACAACAGAGAGAGAAAGACCUUCAAGAAGGAUUGCAGCUUUACAAGAAUGCCAAGUACGAAGAGGCACUGGAGAAAUUUGAGUCAGUAUUGGGAUCAAAACCAGAGCCAAAUGAAGCAUCUGUGGCAAGUUACAACGUAGCAUGCUGUUAUUCGAAGCUUAAUCAGAUACAAGCUGGCCUGUCUGCCCUAGAGGAUGCUCUGAAAGGCGAAUUUGAAGAUUUUAAGAGAAUCAGGACAGAUCCUGACCUUGCCAACAUAAGGGCAUCUGAGGAAUUCGAACCUCUCAUGAAGAAGUUUGAUGAAUCGUUUAUCAAUGAAAAUGCUAUCAAUGCUAUCAAGUCAAUAUUCGGCAUAUUCAAUAAGGAAUAAAAGCGGCAGUCUACACCAAUAAUUUGGAGGAGCUAGGCUUACUUUCCGAAAGAUUUCCAACAGAAUUCAGACGUUUAAAAUGCCGAUCUCCUACUGGACCUAGCGUAAGGAGGUUCCCAUUAUUGAAUUUUGCAUAUUAGGAAUACUUACUCAAGAUAACACUUGGAUUAUCUGGUUAGAGAUUGGUUGUUUCAAUUGUUUUACAAUUUAGUCAAUCAUAUGCAUAUGUUUACACAAAGACUAAAAGAAAGUAGAGAGUUGUCAAUUUUAAUCAUAAUGAAUUUUAAUUCUUGAUUCCA